GCCGCUUGCACUAAACUACUACGUUACUUUUGAGUAGACACUUCACUAAUGCCAAAAGGUUUAGUAGAAUGUUUGGUUAAAAUAACUGAGAUAUGUCUAAACGCCCAGUGCGCUCACAUACGAUUUCCAAACCAUGCAAGAUACAACCUAAUACUCAGGUUACACUUGAACGGGUAAUAGGUUUUACGUUGAACAAUAACUGCGCAGUUGCAUUCUCUGAUAAAACUGGUCUUAUUGCCCAUGCUGCUGGGUGUGUGACAGUUCUUCAUUCAUUUGAAAAUGAACGACAACAAUUUAUACAAAGUCAAAGUCGUAAAGCCAUUACAGCAGUGGAUUUUAGUUCAGAUGGGAAAUAUUUAGCCACAGGAGAAUCAGGUCAUCAACCAAUGGUUCGACUGUGGAAUGUGUCAGAUCAUUGUCAGUUAGCUGAAUUCGGUGGUCAUCAUUUUCGUGUCGUAGCUGUACGUUUCAGCCCGAACGAUCAAUAUUUAGUUAGCGUCGGUAGUCAAGAAGAUCAUACUCUGUAUGUAUGGGAUAGACAGAGUGGACAACGAGUAGCCAGCGCAAAAGUUACAAGUCGGAUCUAUGGAAUUGCUUUUAGUCCAAUGGGACAAUUUUUUGUUACAGUUGGUGUACGUUAUGUUCGUUUUUGGUAUUUAGAAAAUAAACGUAGCAAAAUUCGUGAAACUCUACCACUUCAUGGAAGAAAUGCUAUUUUAGGCGAUAUGUUCAACAGUGUAUUUACUGAUGUAUGUUGUGUUAAUUCUUCGUCGUCGUUGUCUUCUUCUUCGCCUACUUUGUCUUCCUCUCAUCCCGGUUCUACUCAAAUUCAUUCUGCUAAAUUGAAAUCUACAGCAGGAGGCGAAGGAAAAGAUCGUGAAGAUGUAACAAAUAAUAACAGUGGUAAAAUUGCAUCAGCAUCAUCAUCACCGUCUCCGGGUAUUGGCUCUACAACAACAUCAACCACAACAUCUAAUACUUUGACAUUAGUCGUAAAUACAGCUGGUCGUUUAAUACAAUUUAAUGGUCAAAGAGAUCUAGACAAAUGGGUUGAUUUAAAAACUUCUAGAGCAAACUGUAUUUCAACAAGUGGUUCAUGGGUAACUGUUGGUUGUACCACCGGUGUUUGUCUAUUAUUUGAAGCUGAAAGUUUACAAUUUAUAGCUAAACUUCCUUUACCUCAUUCGUUGGGUUCCAGUUUGCAUCUUUUUCCAGAUGUUAUUUCAAGUGGGCUGAAUGUAAAUGAACCCAUUUACCCUGAUAUUAUUGCAAUUAAAUUGGAUUGCAUACGUAAUCGUAUAAUUUGUUUUUAUAAUGAUCAUAGCAUUCAUGUAUGGGAUAUACAUGACUUAACAACAAUCAAUAAAUGUCGAUCGCAUUAUUACCAUAGUCGAGGUAUUUGGUCAGUGGAUUGUUUACCGGAACAAUGGCGACAGAAUAAUAAUAACAUCGAUAACAAUAAUAAUACGAUUCCAUUAAAUCAUUUACAAUCUUGGUGGUCGAAUGAUAUGUUUGUCACAUGUUCUGAUGAUGGAACUAUUCGAUUUUGGAAUCUUCUUGAAAAUUGUCAGUCGACAACAAAUAAUGUUACUGAUAAUGGAAUUAGAUUGUCAACAAGUGUUCCAGUCAAUUCAGAAUUUAUAGGACCUACAACGUUCGAGUGUACAGAACAACUUGCUGGAAUUAUAUACACUGAUCCAAGUCACAAAUAUCUAUGUACUAUUGAUCGUUCUUCAUUUGAAAUUACCUUGUCUAAAUUAGAAGGUGGGAUAGGUCUGUUAGGUGGACCAGGUUUUGUACCUGGUACAAAUGAUCUGGGACAAAUUGAUUCUGCACUUCAAUCACCUGCAUCACCAUCACGUCCAUCAAUCAGUGAACAUUGUCAGUUGAUUUCUAGUUUAACGUCUUCCCUUAAUACUGUUGGUGCUAGUAAUAAUACUAAUAGUAGUAACUGUACUACUGCUACUACCAAUAUCGGACCAACUUGUGUUCGUACCAUUUGUAUAAGUCCUGAUGGUCGUCAUCUAGCAGCUGGUGAUCGUGAUGGUAGUCUACGAGUUUAUUCUUUGGAGACAUUAAAAUUAUGCUAUCAGAUACCAGCUCAUGACAAUGAAAUUCUAUCGUUGAGUUUCUUUCAAUCAUAUUCAGUACCUCAACUUUUAUUGUUAUGCUCUGCAUCACGUGAUCGUAUGAUUCAUAUAUUUGAUCCGAAUAAAGAAUAUUCUCGUGUACAAACAAUAUCUGAUCAUUCGGGUGCUAUAUUUUCUGCAAAAAUCAUUGAAACAGAUGAUGGUGAAAUUCGUUUAAUCUCUUGUGGUAUGGAUAAAUCAUUAUUAUUUAGAAUACUUGAACCUGAUGAAUCUGGUCAAACAGCACAUUUCGCACUUGAACACCAUCUAGUUGGACGUCAUUCCCAAUUAGAUGCUGCUAUUACACCAAUGUUACCUAGUUCAAUAGAAAAUCGAAUGAAUUCCACAAAUCGUAAACGUUAUCUGGCUGUUGCAUGUCAAGAUAGAAGGUUACGAAUUUAUAAUGUUGUCACUGCACGUCCUAUACGAUGUUAUCGUGGAAGUUAUACUGAAGAUGGUUUUCUAGUACGUUGUUCAAUUGACCCAACUGGAUCGCUUAUUGCAACUUCAGGUUCAGAUAAACAGUUGAAUUUAUUUCAUUUACUCACGGGUGAAUCAAUUGCUACAUUAUACGGUCAUUCAGAAUUGUGUUUAGGCUUAAAAUUUCUACCUAAUCUACGUUAUUUAAUAUCGGUUAGCGCUGAUAGUUGUAUAUUUGUUUGGCGUUUAUCAGCAAAUUUAGCGCAAUAUUUACAUGAACGUAUCACUACAUCAUGUAUGUUGAAAAAUAUAUUAGGCAAUUCGAUUAGUUAUCCUCAAUUAGACGGAAUUCCAUUAGAAACAACGAAUGCAAGACUAAAAACUGGUAGAGAAGAUAAUAAUGGUUUGUUAAAUAUUAAUCGUUCCGAUUAUUAUCAUAUUCGUAAUGAUGAUAAUGAUAAUAUUGAUGUUGAUACAAAUCAAAAUAUAACAUCUCGAAAAUAUACUAGUAAACACAGCAACAGUAAUAAUAAUAGUGACGAUGUUCUAAAUGAUUGUAACAGUAUGUUAUACAACAGUGAAAUGAAUGAAUAUGAGAAUGAUGUUGACGAUGAUAAUGAUCUCGAUAACUAUGGUGAUGAUGAUGAUGAUGACGACGUAACAUCAUUUAGUCAAACAAUGCCUCCGUCUGAAUGGAAUGAAUCACUUGCAGAAUAUGAUAAAAUUGAAAACUUCGAUAACGAUGAUGAGAAUGCCGAUGAUGAUAUUGGUGGUGGUAAUGCUGACGAUGAUUAUAAUCAUGGUGAAGAUAGUGAAUUCGAUGCGUUUCCUUUAGAUGAUGUAUUAUCAGUUAAUGUUACAAAUCCUAUUACUAACCAAAUGAACCAUUUGAUGAAUAAGCAUAUUGUAACGAAACAUAAAUCUAUUGUCGAUGAAAACAAUUCAACUAAUUGGUGUGGCAAUAAUAAAAAAAAUAUUUUAUCUGCCAAUCACUUGAUUAAAUCUCAAGUUUCCGCUGCCACUGCUACUAAUUAUAAUAGUAGUAUUAGUACAGUUACAAAUUCUGUCAAUCAAAAUAAUAAUGGCAGUAGUAGUAGUAAUCGUAGUGGAGGAAAGAAGCCGGAAUUCUAUUUUAGUGUUAGCGCACUUCCAGCUUGGGCGCGCAGAAAGCUGAGUCGUCGUGAAUCAGUGACCAUUGUCCCAACCUCUUUGACACAGGUUUUGAAUAGUGAAUUUGACGUGAAUGGAUCGGAUUCAGCUAGUCAAACCUCUGUAGUAAGUGGUCCAAUAUUGCCUGUAUCGACUAGUGGUUCUUGUUCCCAUGAAACAAUAUCUAACUAUGUUUAUCCAUUGUCAUCAUCAGUCACAGCAACAAAGAGAAGAUCAAAAUGUACUCGUGUUCGCGGCAAAACAUCAACUGAAGAUAUUUCUGAAAAAGAUAUAUUAACACCAGUGUCUAGUACUACCACUACUACUGUUGUAUCAUUAUCCGUUUCCCAAUCGACAAUCUCAACCAAUAACCAUAAUCAUACACUUCAUUCACAAAUGUCUCGAUCAGAAUAUAACACUAGAGAAUAUUUUCAUUUUAAUCAGAAUGAUGAAAUCAAUUCUAACGAACAAAUAAUUCAUGAAAGAAAAAACAAUUGGUUUACACGUGCUGUUUCUGCUCCGGAUACACCUCGUUCUUGGAAAAAAGAUGCUUAUAGCGUAGAUAAUAAACGAAAUAUGAUAACAACAACACCAGUGACAUCAGGAACGACGACUACUACAACUAUAAGAACACGGAAGAUAAUUGACAGUUCUGCAAAAAAACUUAAUCCUACUCAAAGGACUGUGGAAGGAUCUUUCAUCAAUCGAGUCGCUGCUCAAAAUAGACCUAAGGAUUUGGCUUUAGAACAAUUCACACCACCAACACAUACAUAUGAAGUUUGUGCUAAUCGAUUAAAAAUGAAUGAGUCGAUUACUGGUGGAGAUUGUCCGAACGCAUUGCCAUUAUUUAACAGACCUAAAAAUAAAUCAUCUCAACAACGAUCUUACUCGGCUACGCAACUAAUUCCUUCAAGUUCUCCGAAACAACACAAUCCUCCUCCUUCUACAAUUGUUGAUGAUUCUGCCAAUCUAUAUUCAACAAAUAGUUUACAUCAUUUUCUUGAUGAUACAAAUACAAUUCAUGCUUUGAAUUACAAUUAUGGUGAUCGUUGUCAACAGCGUAAUCAGUCGAAGGAUUUACGUGCUUCUGUGGAUAUAACUUCAAAGGCUUUAUUGAUGUCAUCAAUAUCAUCAUCAAAUUAUCAUGAUUCAAAGAAUCGUUUGCCUGCUGUCAAAAAAUAUUCUUCACAAUACCUUACCACUAUGCAAGAGACAAACUGUCGAAUGAACAGUGAAUCUGUGCCCAAGAGCUCAACACAUACUUCAAACUCAACUUCGGUAAAUCACAAUGGGUUUUUUUCACAAUCAUGGGAAUAUAAGCAAUAAUAAUCAUGCUCAUACCAACUAAUUUUUUGUAGCCAGUGAUUAUAAAAAUUUUACUAACUUCAUCUAUUUUUAUUUUUAAUUAACAGUAUAAGUUUAGAUAAACUCAAGACUACAAAUGCUUCAUGUCAACUAUUUCUUACUAUUCUUUGCUCUGUUUGAUUUUUCGCUUUAUACCAUGUUGAUUUGCCAUAUUUCAUGAUGACUUAGACUAAUAUAUUUUUUCCGGUUUUAACAUUAUUUGCAACUGUUUGGACCAUAUGAUGUAAGCUGACAAACAUGAAAAUCACCGUAAUUAGCAUUUGCGUGUUGAUCAGUAUGAAAAACUAAUUGUUGGUCUGUCAUCUCACAGUCGAAUGUAGGUGUCCAUUCAUCCCGCGUUUUAUUUAUCAAGCUGAAAGUGAUCAAUAUGAUUUGAUAAUAUUCUAAACUAGAGUUUUUUCAUGUUUACUCAAAUAUGUUCACUAUUCGAAUCCCCUCUGUUUGAAACUAGUAAAAGCGAUUAAAAGGUAACUUCCCUCAUUCCAUCACUGAAGAAGUAUAUAAAAUCACAGAGCACUGGACAGCUGUUUUGUUUUAUACUACAUUUCAAUUGUGUAUCUUUUCAAAUACAUACAUAGUCGAAUAUCAGGUCUUUUGGUCUCUUCAGUAGUGCAAAUUAGGCAUUAUGUUGUAAUUUUUUUAUUCGGUUUUCCGAAUUCAAUUUACUUAGUUCUUAGUUUGCCAACUCAUUCUCUGUAUGAAAUUUGUUGACCUUUUUUACUUGAAAUAGAUUAAUUAUCUUGAUCUAUGAUUUUAAUUAAGGAAAAUGUAUAGACCACGUGAAUUGGAUUUCAAGUAAUUAUGUUCUUCUUUGUUUUUCGUUUCUUGCUCAAUUCCUAAAAGUAAUCUGUAGAGGAUAAAUUUCAGCAUUCAAUUAGUCUAAGUAAGUACAGUCUUUAUUAUAGUUGAAGGUGAACUAAUGCCGAUUAAAUAGUCAAUCUAUCAUAAUCUACAUGGAACCUGGCAUAUGUAUGCAUCAUCCUAAAUUGACAUAUCUUAUUGGCAGGACAAUAUGAAUAGGAAACAAACAGAAAUAGUAAUAUAUAAGAAACGAUAAUGGGAAAGGCUAAACAUAUGAUUCGAAAAAGACAAUGAAAAGGUACUUAUAUAGAAAUACGUCCGUGCACAUGAGUACACAGUCAAAUAUUACCUAGUAUUAUAUUUUAUGUAUUUUAUGUAGGUAUUCAGUCGGCUUUAAUCCCAUAUACUAGAAAAGGUUUCUCACAGUUCUAGUGCAAAAGAACAUAUCGAUUGUUGGAAAUUCAUCCAGAUAACUGGUCCCAAAUAAGACGAUAUACACACCAUGGAUUUCACUGCGAGCUACGUAUCACAUAUACCGAAAUUUAAUAUGUUUUCUUUGUUACCUUCUUUGAGAAAAUUUUGAUAGCACUAUUGAUUUUUUAUCUUAUGACUUUUUCAAUUUUAGUCUCAAUUUCAAGCAGAUGAUUUAAAUUCAUGUAGAUCAGCUGUCGAAUCACUUCAUGCUCUUCGUGUAGCCUUAGAUUUGGCUAUUAGUCGAUUAACUAAAUUAUCUUGUUAUAAUCAUAAAAGUGAAGAACAUACAAAUCUAUGUCAAAUUGUUACUGAACAACUUGAAUGGAGAUUUUCACGUUUACGUGCUAUGCUUGGUCUAUCACCAGUUUGUGUUGAAGCACCAGUGGCUCGUGUAUUAAUUGCAGAUAUUGUAGAACGCUUAAUUCCAGAGUUAAAGUCAGCUUCUUCAAUGCUAGACAAUACAGAUGCUUUAAACAACAGUACUAACGAUGACAAUGUAGAUAUUGAUAAUCCAGAUAGUCAAGUAAACAGUGAAAAUAAAUCACAAUUCGAAAAAGCAAUGAAUUUGUCCGAUACCUCUGUAUAUAAGAUGACCGAAAUGAAUGACAGUUCAACUAUCAUCAAUCAUAAAACUGUGAAUAUUAUUAAUCGCGAUGGUUAUAUUGACAAUACUAAUAAUAAUAAAACGAGGGAUGGGAAAAUGCGAAACGUAACUCAUUAUGAAGAACAUGAUGAUGACAAUCGUGAUGUUCAUGAAACAUUUAUGCAAGAAAAUAAGACUCUCGAAACUACAUAAAAAAAAGUUACCAUACUUUCGGUCUUUCUACAUUUGUUUUUUGUUAAUUUUGUAUUUAUUGUUUUUAUUCGACGUUUUUUAACGAAAUAUAACAGCUCUAUUUAUGGUAUGUACAUACUACUUAUUUUUCAUUUUAGUAUUGAAUUCAAUAAACUUUUGAUCAUUUGAAUUUUUUCUAAUUAUCAAAUAUUGAACAGAUGGAAACAAACACUUUUGAAAAUAUAAUAUAACGGAUACUACAUAUAUGCAUUUAGCGCCUUUUUU
Messenger RNA from Schistosoma margrebowiei, 7398 nucleotides. NCBI's taxonomy places the organism in Eukaryota, Metazoa, Platyhelminthes, Trematoda, Strigeidida, Schistosomatidae. The record is from the annotation of a GenBank genome assembly.